GAGCGGCGCCCGCGUCUGCAGCGGCGCGGAGUCCGAGCGCGCGGCGCGGCAGCGGGGUUCGCGGCCGGGGCGGGGACCGGGGACGCGGCAUGGCGCUGCGGCGGGGCGGCGGCGGGGCGCCGGGACGGCUGCUCUUGCUGCUGGGAGCCGCGUGCCUGAUCCCGCCGAGCGCGCAGGUGAGGCGGCUGGCGCGCUGCCCCGCCACUUGCAGCUGUACCAAGGAGUCCAUCAUCUGCGUGGGCUCCUCCUGGGUGCCCAGGAUCGUGCCGGGCGACAUCAGCUCCCUGAGCCUGGUAAAUGGAACGUUCUCGGAAAUCAAGGACCGAAUGUUUUCUCAUCUGCCUUCCCUGCAGCUGCUAUUGCUGAAUUCUAACUCAUUCACAGUCAUCCGGGAUGAUGCUUUUGCUGGACUUUUUCAUCUUGAAUACCUGUUCAUUGAAGGGAACAAAAUAGAAACCAUUUCAAGAAACGCCUUCCGUGGCCUUCGUGACCUGACUCACCUUUCUUUGGCCAAUAAUCACAUAAAAGCACUCCCGAGGGAUGUCUUCAGUGAUUUAGACUCUCUGAUUGAACUAGAUUUAAGGGGCAAUAAGUUUGAAUGUGACUGCAAAGCCAAGUGGUUGUAUCUGUGGUUGAAGAUGACAAAUUCCACUGUUUCUGAUGUCCUGUGUAUCGGUCCACCAGAAUAUCAGGAAAAGAAGCUGAAUGACGUGACCAGCUUUGACUACGAAUGCACAACUACAGAUUUUGUUGUUCAUCAGACUCUGCCCUACCAGUCGGUUUCAGUGGAUACGUUCAACUCCAAGAAUGAUGUGUACGUGGCCAUCGCUCAGCCCAGCAUGGAGAACUGCAUGGUGCUGGAGUGGGACCACAUCGAAAUGAAUUUCCGGAGCUAUGACAAUAUUACAGGUCAGUCCAUCGUGGGCUGUAAGGCCAUCCUCAUCGACGACCAGGUCUUUGUGGUGGUGGCCCAGCUCUUCGGCGGCUCCCACAUUUACAGAUACGACGAGAGCUGGACCAAGUUUGUCAAAUUCCAGGACAUAGAAGUCUCUCGCAUUUCCAAGCCCAACGACAUCGAGCUGUUUCAGAUCGAGGACGAGACGUUCUUUGUCAUCGCAGACAGCUCCAAAGCCGGUCUGUCAACCGUGUAUAAAUGGAACAGCAAAGGAUUCUACUCGUACCAGUCUCUGCACGAGUGGUUCAGGGACACGGAUGCCGAGUUUGUUGAAAUAGACGGCAAAUCACACCUGAUCCUCUCCAGCCGCUCCCAGGUCCCCAUCAUCCUCCAGUGGAAUAAAAGCUCUAAGAAGUUUGUCCCCCACAGCGACAUCCCCAACAUGGAGGAUGUGCUGGCCGUGAAGAGCUUCAGGAUGCAGAACGCCCUCUACCUUUCCCUCACCCGCUUCAUCGGGGACUCGAGGGUCAUGAGGUGGAAUAGUAAGCAGUUUGUGGAGGUUCAGGCUCUCCCAUCCCGGGGGGCCAUGACCCUGCAGCCCUUUUCUUUUAAAGAGAAUCACUACCUGGCCCUGGGGAGUGACUAUACGUUCUCCCAGAUAUACCAGUGGGAUAAAGAGAAGCAGCUCUUCAAAAAAUUUAAGGAGAUAUAUGUGCAGGCGCCUCGUUCCUUCACAGCCGUCUCCACUGACAGGAGAGAUUUCUUUUUUGCAUCCAGUUUCAAAGGGAAAACAAAGAUUUUUGAACACAUAGUUGUUGACUUAAGUUUGUGAAGGUGUGAUUGGUGAACUUAAAAGACGUGUAGCUUUAGCUGUCACAGGAGAGGACCAAGGGGAAAAAAGAAUCCAGGUUCACAGGUCUGAAAUUACAAAUGCACUGGGGAAAUAGUUAGAAGUUGUCAAACUUUUAGAACUCAUAUUUUAAUCAGGGAUUGCAUUUAUUGGCUAACUGCAUGACAUGUCCAUUCUCCCACUUAAAAACACAUCUGAAAGCCUGUAAUUACUGAGAAAACAGUACAACGUUAAGUCUUACCAUCUAAGGAAACAAUGCGCCUUUUUUUCUUUUUAAUGAGGAAGGAGAAAAUUGGAUAAGAUGGGACAGCUCUUAUAAUGAAAUAAAAACAAAAAAAGACCAAACACACUAUGGGCCCUUCUCGUUCCAUUUUAGCAAUCUAGUGGGUAAGAACUCUCAAAACCAAAGUCAGCUGAAAAGAUUUGCUGAUGAUUAGUUUAAAAAUCUGAUAACACUCAGCAAUGCUAUUUUGAGCCUUCCCUGUUUCCUGAAUCCCCCCUAAUAGCAGAGCCUUGACUGUUUCAUUGGCUCAUAUAGAUGGAUGUUCAUCACGGGUGUGUUAACAAAAUAACGUUUAGCAUUGCUUCCUCUGCUACAGAAAAAAAAUUCUGCUGACACGUGUAUUGGUCCAUCACAGGCUGUGGACCCAGGAGUGAGACAAAGAAGUUUCCCCCUCUUCUUGGGGUUCAGAGAUGACCCGCAUGGUGGCCAGAGCAAUUGUGCUUGUUUGAUGCUCUCCAUGACUCAUCUGCUUCUCUGGACCCAUCCUUCGAGUUUGUGGGUAACCAGCAGACAGGCCAAAGACUGAAUGGUGCUUUUUAUUCUGUCCUUUAGAGCAGUAGAACAGGUAUUUUCAUCUGUUGAGCAUUUGGUAGAAUUUUUGAAGUAAGGCUUUGUGGAGUCAGAGAGGGCUUUUUUAUACAAGUCUUGAUGUUCUUUGAAACCUAGAGAUG
Aethalodelphis obliquidens (Pacific white-sided dolphin) is the source of this 2699-nucleotide messenger RNA. It is a transcript of the gene LGI2, whose product is annotated as leucine rich repeat LGI family member 2. Lineage: Eukaryota; Metazoa; Chordata; Mammalia; Artiodactyla; Delphinidae. The transcript is spliced from 8 exons. Gene Ontology annotation, biological process: inhibitory synapse assembly. Gene Ontology annotation, molecular function: protein binding. The record is from RefSeq and is a predicted model, not a curated record. The coding region runs from base 90 to 1727 and encodes 545 amino acids.